This is a messenger RNA of Oreochromis aureus, 7808 nucleotides long. It is a transcript of the gene erbin, whose product is annotated as erbb2 interacting protein. The record is from RefSeq and is a predicted model, not a curated record. Gene Ontology annotation, molecular function: protein binding. Gene Ontology annotation, biological process: neurotransmitter receptor transport postsynaptic membrane to endosome; neurotransmitter receptor transport, endosome to postsynaptic membrane. Lineage: Eukaryota; Metazoa; Chordata; Actinopteri; Cichliformes; Cichlidae. Gene Ontology annotation, cellular component: postsynaptic membrane; adherens junction; postsynaptic density. The coding region runs from base 790 to 5031 and encodes 1413 amino acids. The transcript has 26 exons.
UUUGCAGUCUGUGUGAAUAUCCUGUGUAGCCUAUUUGAAAGGGAAAACAGUGUCAAUAAGUCAAUGCACAGAGGAAGAUAAGCGGAAUCACUAGCAGUGUCUGGGUGAGAUAGUGAAAGCGUCGUCCCCGGGGCUCGGUGAGGCUGGAAAGGCGACUACUGGUGGACAGCUUUCUCCAUGUACCCGCGGAGGUCGCAGAGAAGAAACUCGCCGCUUCGUGCUGUGCCCCACAGCCUCAAUGUAGCUUCGUUCCAGUCUGUAGAGCUGCGUCUAUUGUAAAUGAGCAAAGACCUGGAAAUUAUGAGCGAAAACAUCUGGGUGCGGCACACUUUAGAGGAAAAGGUUUCGCUGUGCCGGAGGUGGUUCGCAGUUUUGCCUUUUGUAUUUCCUUGCUGAAUGUAGUGGACAUUUUGGAUUUUUUUUUAAUGUUGUGUCAUUAAUUUGCAUCAGUUAAGGACCAUUUUUGCGCUUGUCUUCGUCGUCAGUUAGUCUGGCUGUGCCACAAGGCAAUAUUUUUAUGUCUCAAAACAACUGAGAGGGACAACGUUAAACUUGAGGGCGGCUCGCUGAGGAGAAUGUACGCACUGGGCCAGCUUCGAGUUGCUCUCUAAGUAAGGCAAUAUUAGCUAGCUGCUAACACUAGCCAGACCCAAUUGAACUGUCGUGAAGCAAACCAGUGAAACCAGCUAAUGCCCACUUCUCAAGGUGUUUGUUGGGUAGUAUCAGCCUUCACAUAAGCUGGAUAUCAUUAAAUGAGACGCUGACCCGACAGUAACUCAGUGCCUCAGGAUGUCCAAGCGGAGCCUGUUUGUUCGUCUGGUACCAUGCCGCUGCUUGCGGGGCGAGGAGGAGAUCGUAACAUCGCUGGACUACUCCCACUGCAGCCUGGAGACUGUUCCUAAGGAGAUCUUUAACUUUGAGAAGACCCUGCAAGAACUCUACCUCGAUGCCAACCAGAUCGAGGAGCUGCCUAAACAACUGUUUAACUGCCAGUUACUCAACCGACUGAGCAUGCCAGAUAACGACCUGACAGUGUUGCCAGCAGCGAUCGCAAACCUCAUCAAUCUCAGGGAGCUUGAUGUCAGCAAAAACAGCAUCCAGGACUUUCCAGAGAACAUCAAGAACUGCAAAGGCCUAGCAAUUGUAGAAGCCAGUGUGAAUCCCAUAUCCAAGCUCCCUGAAGGCUUCACUCAGCUUCUGAGUCUGACGCAGCUCUACCUGAACGAUGCAUUUCUGGAGUUCCUACCAGCCAGCUUCGGCAGGUUGACUAAGCUACAAAUCCUGGAGCUGAGGGAGAACCAGUUAAAGAUGUUGCCAAAAAGCAUGCAGAAGCUCACACAGCUGGAGAGGUUGGACCUGGGGAGUAAUGAGUUCACUGAAGUGCCUGAGGUGGUGGAGCAGCUGACUGGACUCAAGGAGCUGUGGAUGGAUGGAAACAAACUGACCUUUUUACCUGGGAUGUUGGGGACACUAAAACAACUGGUGUAUCUCGACGUGUCGAAGAACAACUUGGAGAUGGUGGAUGAACAAAUCUGCGGCUGUGAGAAUCUACAGGACCUCCUGCUUUCCAACAAUGCUCUCACACAGCUGCCAGGCUCCAUCGGCACCCUGAAGAAACUGACUGCACUGAAAGUGGAUGAAAAUCAGCUGAUGUACCUGCCAGAUUCCAUUGGAGGGCUGACAUGCAUUGACGAGCUGGACUGCAGUUUCAAUGAGAUUGAAGCGUUGCCAGCCACCAUUGGCCAGUGUGUCAAUAUGCGCACCUUUGCUGCAGAUCACAACUUCCUUGCCCAACUUCCACCCGAGAUGGGCAACUGGAAGAGGGCAACUGUGCUGUUUCUACAUUCCAACAAGCUGGAGUCUUUGCCUGAGGAGAUGGGCGACAUGCAGAAGCUCAAAGUCAUCAACCUCAGCAACAACAAGUUGAAGAAUCUUCCGUACAGUUUCACCAAACUGACUGAGCUGACUGCAAUGUGGCUGUCUGAAAAUCAGUCAAAACCCCUGAUCCCACUCCAGAAAGAAGAAGAUCCAGAGACUCAGAAAACAGUGCUGACCAACUACAUGUUCCCCCAGCAAAUUCGGAUUGAGGAAUACAUUCCAAACUCUGACUCUGAGAGCUUUAAUCCAACUCUGUGGGAGGAGCAACGCAAGCACCGAGCUCAGGUGGCCUUCGAAUGUGACGAGGACAAAGAUGAGAGAGAAACGCCCCCGAGGGAGGGAAACCUGAAGCGCUACCCUACACCAUACCCAGACGAGCUGAAGAACAUGGUAAAAACAGCCCAGUCAGUGGCUCACAGGAUCAAGGAGGAUGAGUCAAGUGAUGAGUCCAGCAAAGAAGCUAAACCCGUUGAGAGAAACCACAUUGGAGUGCAAGAUGUCGGGGUAAAGGUGAUUGAAGCCCCCUGUCCCAAUGGUGUAGCGUCAAACAUGGAGGCCCAAGUGUCUGCCGACGUGUGUGCCCAAAAUCCCUCUGCACCCGAAGCAAAGGACACUUCUGAGUCUUACAGCUCCCAGAAAAUCCCCCUCAAGUCUUCAGAGGACUCAAUGAUGAACCACGAGGACACACUAGAGGAUUCUGAGGAGCUGUCAGAUGAGGAAGACGAGAUGAAGAUUGCAGAGCUCAGACCCCCUCUUAUUGAGAUUUCCAUCAACCAGCCUAAAGUAGUGACUUUAAGUAAGGAUAAAAAAGAUGAUGGGAAAGAUGCAGACUCUUUGCUGGAUGACACUGUGGCUAACAGCAACCAGAACAACAGUAACUGCUCAUCUCCAUCACGCAUGUCAGACUCUGUGUCUCUGACCACAGACAGCAGCCAGGACAACUCUUUGUGCACACCUGAGAGAGAAGCAAAGAUGCCUUUCCUACCAAAAAGCCGGCAAGAAGAUGAGAAUAUGAACCAGCCUAAAGACACCACCCCUCUCCUCCAUAAUGGCAAUGGCUCGGAAACGUCCCUCCAGGCCCUCUUAAAAACCCAGCAGGCACCACCAGAGAAAAUGGGAGACUACGACCUGUCCAUGGAAGCCAGACUGGCCUUCAUCGAGAAGGGAAUAAACAAUGGUAUGGGAGACACGUACACCAAGUGGGACCAGAUUAAUAUGAAUGUGACCAAGCUGCCAACUGACAACAUGGUUCAGCUGGAUGAGUUGGAUAAAGGCAAGAAUGGUUUGUUAGGUCAGGAGGAAGUGGACAGCAAAGAGGGUUACGAUAACAUGGAUCAUUUACAGAAUGGAAAUCAACAGGCAGGUGACUGCAAUGAUAGUCUGGGGAGUAAAAGCCAAGGGAUGAGGGGAGAAACAGCUGCUGUGCACGUGGCCUCGACAGGCGUGACAGCCUGCAGUGACAUGUCUCUAUCUCGCAGCACUGAGGAACUGUCUCCAGAGAAAAGAUGCCAUCCCCCGCAGGUGUUGAAGUCUCACAGCAUCAGCAACAUAGAAACAGGGGGCAUGAGGCUGUACUCCUUUGAUGGAGAUGAUGACUCAGUGGGGACUAGGGUGGCAGGGGCCGGGCCAGGGCCAGGAGCUCAGGGCCAGAGCAUAGUCAGGAGCAAGUCAGCCGGCCAGUUACUCAAUGAUCAGACUCUCCUGGUCUACCCCAACUCCUCUGCGUCCUCUUCAGACCUGCUGUCCUCUUCUAAGCUUCCUGCCAACACAAGUAGACAUCCAGUCUCCUCCAGCAUGGCCAUGGGAAUCCCUCCUCCUCAGUACAACAUACAAUACACAAACAGUGGCAUGUCUAAAGAGGGUCUCUGGGGCCAGAGGACAGCCAUGGCUUCAGAGCAACAAGGCUACCAUCCUGCUCCUCCUCCACAUUCACUAGCCAACACCAAUUACUCAAACCGUAAUCAGGCGCCUCCUUACCCUCUGCAGCCUCAGCAGAGAGGCCCUGCAAUGGCUUCCAAACCUUCUGGGGAGAUGUGGGCUAUGGAGAGACUUCAUUCUGCUGCAGGCCAGCCUAGAAGCAGCACCCUGCAGAGGCAAGGCAGCACUAGCUCCACAGCUUCCAUGUCUGACCCAAGGCGUAUGCAGUUGUCCGAAGGAGACUACAUGACAUACAGGGACAUUCACACCCUCGCCAGAGGGCCACUAGCAAUGAGUCACGCCAUGCAGAGGCCCCUCUCAGCUCGCACUUACAGCAUCGAUGUACCCGGCGCUUCCAGGCCUCACAGCAGCAGGCCACCGGCCCACGAGCUUCCAGAACGGACCAUGUCUGUUAGUGAUUUUAAUUACCAGCACAGCAGCCCCAGCAAGAGGCCCAACACCAGGGUGAAGUCUGAGCACUCGCUCCUCGACGGACCAGGACAGAUGCAGGGAGGAAUGGGAGCAGGGAGGGUUCCAGUAGACUGGAGAGACCAGGUGAUGCGGCACAUCGAGGCCAAGAAGAUGGAAAAGAACGCGCUGUCUCGCUCCUAUAAUUCCAAUAAUGCUCCGCUGAGCUGGUCUCACUACGGCAGCUGUAGGGAUAUGCAUGCCAGCCAAGGGUCCCUGGUCUUUAGUGUCAGGGACGGACAGCCCUACGGAGCUCUGGGCUUCUGUGAUGAUGUUUUUGGUCCCCAAGGGAUGCAAAACUACACUUUGGACCCUGCCAGAAAAGUGCCUUUGAUGAAUGGUCAGAUGGGUCCUUCGGCUCGUCCUCCAAUGAGCCAGUCGUCCAUGGCACGUCACCCUUCCAGAGAGCAGCUUAUUGAUUACCUGAUGCUCAAAGUCUCCCAGCAGCCCCAGGGGCCUUCACGAAUUCCACUCGAACCCAUCCAACAAGAGAUCCGUGUGAAAGUGGAGAAGAAUCCUGAGCUGGGUUUCAGUAUAUCAGGAGGAGUCGGAGGCCGGGGAAACCCCUUUCGUCCUGAUGACAAUGGUAUAUUUGUAACAAGGGUUCAACCUGAGGGACCAGCAUCAAAAAUUCUUCAGCCUGGGGAUAAAAUCAUCCAGGCAAACGGAUAUAGCUUUGUAAAUAUCGAUCACGGGAACGCGGUGUCCCUUCUGAAGACUUUCCCAAGCACUGUGGACUUGAUUAUCGUAAGAGGAAUCCAAGGAUAGACUGAAACUGACCUCAAAAUAGAGUGUGACAUAUGGGAGAAGAACUGAAAAGCAUACGUUGACUUGUCAUAUUUUUGUACUCAGAAACUGAUCCAUUGCUACCUAUCGGGACUAUUUAUAGUACAGAUCAUGGGAGCCUUGAUUAAAUGGGAAAAACCACUGAAUGUAGUGGAUCAAAGUGAGACAGCAGAAGAACAUCUGCAAGUACGCGUCCUCAAAAGGCCAUCACUGUGGAAUAUAUAUAUAUACAUAUAUAUAUAUAUAUUUUUUUUUAUAUAUAUACAAAAGAAGCUGAAGAUAUGACGUCACUUACUGUGGUCUCUGUACAGGUCAUCUUUUUUUCUUUUUUCUUUCGUUUUUAAACCCCAAAACUCAUCAUCAGUGGAUCAGGAGUUUGAUUUCUGCAGAUGGAUAUUAAUCUGACCACUAGGGGGCAGAGCUCCUUCUCUUCUGCCAUCCAGUUUGCCUUUUUUCUUUCCUUGUUUUUCUUUUUAUUUAAGAUGUUGAAACCAUUUUCCAGUCUGCUUGCAAUCUUAACUGGAGGACAGUGUUACGUGCUUGCUAUGUGGAGACGAAUGUGGAUCGAGGAGGCGUUUGGCUUUGUUUUUUCUGGGAGAGAUGCCCCCCACCCCCCAUCCCGUUUUUCUUUUGUUCUUGCAAGAUCAAACACUUCGCUUCCACAAACCUGCGAAUCUCCUCCAUCAUACAGACACUUCACUAUUUCAGCUCAUCCCUGACCUCACCACUCCAACUGGGUAUAUCACAUUGCCACAUUGGAUUGUGGAAAUCUGCAAUAUAAAUGGAGCUGAAGAAAUGCACCCUGCAUGUGAUCACAUAAUGGGACAGGAAAUUGACAUUUUGGAGGCAUAUAAUUGUUGGAUUUGGUUAAUCUGCUUUGCUAGUCUUUCAUUUAAAAUACAGAAAAACACAGAUUAUUGGGAAAUAUUCAUAUUUGGUUAGGAGGUAGAUUGCUGCAGAUGGAUACAUCGAAGUUGUUUCCUUGUUUUUAGGUGCAUUUCUCGAAUCAUGAGAGCUGUUUGAAGCGGAGGACGAUGUGGCGGUUAUGCUAGUUAACCAAAGCAAGUUUAGAAACCGUGGACAGGCGGUAAAAAAAGCAGGAGGUAUCUUAAGAGAGACUUGAAUAAGGUCAGUGUUUCAGUCAUGUUUUAAAUUUUUAUUUUUAGGGGCUUCCUCUUUCAGGCAGCCAACAGUGAGCUGAGAGGGUUUCAACAUCUGGCAGUUUUAUUAUAAUUUUUUUUUUUUUUUUUAAAUGGACCAUAGGUUGCCUUGUGUGUCUAUAAAAAUGUUUAGCCAUUGUUUUAAUCACCUUUUUGUUUUGUUUUGGGGGUUUUCUUCGCUGUACAGAGAAUAGAUUUGGGAGAAACCAGUUGUCAAGUGCCAUAGACCUUGAACUGUUUGAACAGGGUGGUGGGGGGACCUUUGACGCCAGAACCCAAGCAAUACUCACAUAUUCACAACCUCCUGAGUACGUUUGCAGCAUAAUGGCUUAGAAGCAAUAUUUAAAGCCUUUAUUUUCAUUCACAAAAAAAAUCUUCUUUUUUUUAAACAACACAACCUUUUAGUAUUCCCUGGUGAUUUUACAUGAUUUUUUUUAUAUUGUGAAAAGAAUCUCUUUUUGUAAUGAAAUGGCACAGGAAAUAAAUAUAUGGUAGUGUUUCAAAAAAAUGAUUAAAAAAACAAACAAAAACUCUGCGUUGUGUAAGAGCAGGUUUUAGCGUGUGUUGCGUAGCAUACCGUGUCUUCUAAUGUUUGUAUGUAGGUCGAAACAUUUGUAAUGUUCGUCACCGAAGGAAAAUUGUGGUUUUUAAAGCAGUGUCGUCAGCGUAAAAAACUAGACGCUCAUUGGGACAGCGAAUGCCUCAUUUGCAGCCGCGCAUUUGUGACCACUGAGUUGUUUGUACAAUAUAAAUUGCAUUUUAAUCCAGCAGUGUUUGAACAAAAAGCAUUCCCUCGACUCACGACGGCCAAUUAGAUUAGGAGCCGUCUGCUGUGCUCUUCUUGUACGUGGCAACAGUGGGGAAAGUAUUUGAUUCAUGUGGCACUGACAAACCAAAAUAACAACACUGUGGAAAUUGACUACAUUUUUAUCCCUUUAAUAAAAUAAUAUUUAGAAUAUCACGCUGAUCUAAAUGAAGCUGUACCAUUUUAGUUUUUAAAUUCAGUCUAGUUUUGGCAACUUUUGUUUUCAGGAAAGUGACAACAUAAUGUGCACUUCUGACAUUUUUAGUUUCUCACAACCUGUUUUUUUUUUUUUCACACUGAUGAGAUUAUUGAUUUUAUUUGUUUUAAUUUUGUGGGUUGUUUUCUGUUCUGUCUGACUUUUAAUGGGAAAUGGUUAAUGGUCACUUUAUAAUCAUGGCAAAAAAAAUAAAGUCUGACAUUGUAGACAAUCUAGGGAGAUCAAACUUGUUUUCAUGCUUUCUUCAUCCAUGUUGGUUUGUUUCUCACGCUCCCGUUUUAUUUAUUUAGCAGCCUUCUGUGGAUUUCAGACCUUACUAAUCAAACUUGUAAAUACCCUUAAAAAGUUUUAGAAAAGAGGUCAUAAUGGCAUUAGUGACUUGCGAUUGUAAAACCAGCAAUAAAUUGCAAUUCAGAGGCACCAGUUUUAAUGUAUAGCUACUCUUUCUAAACGGUCACGGUGAGAUGAUGAUCAUGACAAUGAUUGAUAUGCAUUUAUCCAACAUUCCAGAUUUUGUACAUAAUUACCUGUUUCUGAAGUAACCUGUGGAAAAUAAACUAAUGCUGUUUAACACAGA